AUGGGCUCCGGACUUGCCACCCCGUCGGGACAACUGAUUGCGGUACGGUCUAUUACCGGCGUUGCGGCGUCACUGUGCUUACCUAGUGCGGUCGGUAUCGUGUCUCGCAGUUUUCCUGCUGCGAGCAGACCUCGCAGUCGAAGCGCUGCCUUCUCUGCCAUGGGAGGCGGCCAGGCUGUGGGCUUCGGGCUGGGGCUUGUUAUGGGCGGUGUCUUUAGCGAUACAGUCGGUUGGCGCUGGGGGUUCCACGCCACCGCAAUUUUGAAUUGUGCUGUACCGGGCCUUGCUCUCUGGGCGUUGCCACCAAGCAUCGACGACGGUCCUUUCAGCAUAGCCGUGAUUGGUCGCCUUCCGAAAGAAAUCGACUGGGUAGGAGCCGCCAUAAUAAGUGCCAGCCUGGCGCUGCUAUCCUACGAACUCGCUGUCUUCUCCGGGACGCAAGCAGAACGGCAAAUACGCCAGCCGCUCAAUAUUGCGCUGCUAUGCCUGGCGCUGGUGUUACUGCCAACGUUCGCCUUGUGGAUGCGAUUCCAGACCCAACGUAGCCAACCGGCUUUGAUCCCUAACAGUCUUUGGACGAACCGGUCAUUCACCGCUGUAUGCGCCACAGUUUUUUUGGUUUGGGGUUCUCUCAAUGCUAGUGAGCAAUUAACCACCUUGUAUCUUCAAGAUGUGCGCGGGGUUUCAGCUCUGACUUCGUCACUCUAUUUCCUUCCUGCGCCUAUUUGCGGUGCGCUGAUGAAUGUUGCUGUUGGCUUCUUUCUCCCCCGCAUGAACCCAGCAUUAGCAGUGGCUGCCGGCUGUCUUGUCAGUGGCAUCGCACCACUUUUGCUAGCGACUCUAUGUCGCAUGGAUGGGCCCAGUUACUGGAAGGCCGUAUUCCAGGCUAUGGCUUUGAACCCGCUCGGGGCUGACCUAGCCUAUGUUAUCGCGAACCUAGUGGUGACUGCUGCCUUUCCGGCUAGGAUGCAGGCUCUCGCAGGGGGUGUCUUCAACAUGACCUCGCAGAUUGGGAAGAGUGUUGGCAUCGCAACCACAGCAGUCAUCGCUCAGCAGGUGACUGCACAGACGCAAGGCCUUGGAACGGCAGAGGCGGUCUUGCAAGGCUAUAAAGCUGGUUGGUGGUAUAACUGCAGUAUGAGUUUUAUUUCAGUCUUUUUGAGCUACUGGGAACUCAGAGCCAUCGGUAGAUUGGGAGAAAAGAGGGAGUAA
This is a messenger RNA of Fusarium mangiferae, 1212 nucleotides long. RefSeq lists its product as uncharacterized. The record is from RefSeq and is a predicted model, not a curated record. NCBI's taxonomy places the organism in Eukaryota, Fungi, Ascomycota, Sordariomycetes, Hypocreales, Nectriaceae. Gene Ontology annotation, cellular component: membrane. The transcript has a single exon. Gene Ontology annotation, biological process: transmembrane transport. The coding region runs from base 1 to 1212 and encodes 403 amino acids. Gene Ontology annotation, molecular function: transmembrane transporter activity.